AUGGUUUCAAUAACACACUAUAAUUUGCUCAGAUGAAGAGGUGAUUGGACAGCUCUCACAGAAAUUUUUAAUUACUGUCAUUAGUGGCUGCAAUCCUAUUCUUUUCCCUGGUGCUAAGAUAUGUGUGGCAUUGUGGCCGUGAGAAUCCAAACUGUCCCUUUCCGUUUAAAUGCUUGCAUUUAUAAAUAUGUGCCAUUGUGCAAGUCUCAUCACAAUAAAUACUAGAUUAACAUUAACAUUAACUAAUGUAUCCAGAUGCUAUUUUAGGCAGGUGUGGAGGUCCAUCCCCACACUUGGGCCAUACUGUGAUCUCAGAAAUACUCAUUAAGCCUUGGCCUUGACAAAGACCACAAGGGCUARGCUCCUCUUGAGCUUAUCAGAAACACUGUCUGCUCCCAGGAGCUUAUGCUUUCUAGUUAAGGCUGUUUUUAACAAACAGCCUUGAAAACUGAUUUUUSUUGCCUGAAUAACAGCCCAAGUGGGACAACAUUUUUUGUUACCAGACUUUCAAAGAAAAUUAUUGACYUAAAUUGUGGCCAGGAUGGAAAAUUAUUAUGACUAAAGUCAACUCUUUUGUGGCCCUAUAAAGAGCAGUCCUGAGACCCUUUGAGCCCUUCUGGACAGCAGCUACCUGUGACCAGCACCUCCCCGACWGGGGUCUCUCACAGCCAGCAAACUCUCACAUUUGCCAUAGUUGGGGGACCACCACUGAUUGCCAACARUGGAGCCUGGGCUACCCCCACUCCUCAAGCCUCAACCCUUUGCCCGUUGAGAAGAUGCAAAGGCAUCUGAUCGCCGAGGUUGUUCGGGAAGGAGAAACUUUACAGCCUUUCGAAAUACAAAACUGAUUCCCAUGGAAACAUCCUCAUCCUCCGAUGACAGUUGUGACAGCUUUGGUUCUGAUAAUUUUGCCAACACAAAAUGCAAAUUUAGGUCGGAUAUUAAGGAGGAACUGGCAAAAAUUUUUCAUGAAGCSUCUGAUGAUGAAUCUUUCUGUGGCUUUUCAGAAAAUGAGGUUCAAGAUGCAUUGAAAUUGGAAUCGGAUUCAGAGGGGAAUGAUGCAAGUGCUGAAAGUGAGAUGGAGCAGAGAGGGCAGAAAUGCUCUGUUCCUCUGAAAGUAGCCAUGAAGUUUACUCCUCGAAGAUCUGAGAGGAGGAAGGUUGAGAUGGAGCCUGUUCCUGAAACACUGAUGCCCACUCCAGAUUCAGACUCUGAUACUGAAGAAAAGGGUGCCGUGUUUUUAGAAAAAAGAGCUUUAAACAUAAAGGAAAACAAAGCAAUGCUUGCAAAACUAAUGGCCGAGUUGCAAGAUGUUUCUGGUAUCUUUGGUGGAAGAAAAUCGUUGCCAGCUGUCAAUCGUCAGGGACCAAAGCGACUUCCAAGGCGUUCAUCACCCAAUUAUGUCUUGAGGAGGAACCCAGACCAAAGUUCUCGGCCUCACACAAGGUCCAGGUCCUUGAUUGAAGGUCCUCCUAGUCUUGUACCAGAAGAGGAAGAAGAUGACCGGUACCUCUUGGUGAGAAGAAGAAAGAUGUCUGAUGAAUACCUGGAGCAUGAAGCCCGUACUCCCAGGAGGGGUCACCGUGGUGCCAUGGCUUUUCCACACGUUGUGCGCCCAGUUGAGGACAUAACAGCAGAAGAGCUGGAUAACGUUUGUGGAUCUGCAAGAGAAAAAGUAUAUAACAGGGCCAUAGGAUCCACCUGUCAUCAGUGUCGCCAAAAAACCAUAGACACCAAGACAAAUUGCCGGAACCCYGAUUGUGUAGGAGUGCGGGGCCAGUUCUGUGGGCCGUGCCUCCGCAACAGAUACGGGGAGGAUGUCAGAACAGCACUGCUGGACCCGAACUGGAGGUGCCCACCCUGUCGAGGGAUCUGCAACUGUAGCUUCUGCAGACAGCGAGACGGCUGCUGUGCCACCGGUGUCCUGGUCUAUCUGGCCAAAUACCACGGCUUUGACAAUGUCCAUGCCUACUUAAAAAGUCUGAAACAAGAACUUGGAAUGGAAGACUGAAGCUGUUACUGCCUUUAAAUUACAUACUUUUUCACCAACGUCAUACUGUUGCCUUCAAUGAAUUGUUUAAUCAAAUGAGAUUACAAAGUGCCUUCCUUGCUUCCCUCUCUUUUUGGGUAAAAAAGGAUAAAAAAUUUCAUUUAUUUCAGUAUAAAUCAUACUUGGGAAAGCUGUUUAAUGAAGAUCUUCACUCAUAGGCCAUUGUUUUCUCUUUAAACAACUUUGCAAAUCAGAUAGCAUCUGAUAAUAGUAGUUGUUUUUUUAUAAAAACAAUAGUAGUUGUUUUAAUAAAAGUAGUUGUUUUUUUUCCUGAAAGGAAAUGGGGCUUUAAGUCAUUAGUUUCAUGCAGUGGUCUGUGCUGCAGAUGUACUUAUGCUCUGAAAUUGGUUACAAAGAGAUGUUUUGAAAAUGUGGRGUGGUUUUCUCCACAGAACCAAGCAGCCAUCUUCUGCAAUACAGACACUUAAUGAUCAAAUGGAAUUCUAGAACUCUCUGAAACAACAGCAAGUUCUAGAGUAGUCGUGGUUUGAACUGGGCCAAAAGCACCCAACRACGUUCCCUCCCCACCACCAGAGAGGCAGAAGGGAGAGCAAAAGCCCAAUUAACACUAAAAUUUAUGGCUUUUAGAUAGCAUAACAUAAUUGAGAGAAAGAUAUGUAUGUGCUCCAGAAAAUGGUCACACAAGCAGAAAUAACUUAAGUUGCAAAAURGAUAUAUUACUAAAAACUACUAAGAAWACUGCCACACUGGGGAGGGGAACAAAGAUAGGGAAAAAUUURCAAGGAGARGAAAAUAAAAACGGACAUUUUAAGACACCUGUUAUMCUUUCCGGGGACCCGUCUCUUUCUCAGGUCGUCCCUCUCCACCCCUCCCAUGCCUUCCCGCACACACAGGGGACAGGAAUGAAAGUUUAACAUAGAUCMAACWACUCAUAACKGUUAU
Malurus melanocephalus (red-backed fairy wren) is the source of this 2953-nucleotide messenger RNA. RefSeq names its product cell division cycle associated 7 (gene CDCA7). Lineage: Eukaryota; Metazoa; Chordata; Aves; Passeriformes; Maluridae. Gene Ontology annotation, biological process: regulation of DNA-templated transcription. The coding region runs from base 854 to 2011 and encodes 385 amino acids. The record is from RefSeq and is a predicted model, not a curated record. Gene Ontology annotation, cellular component: nucleus. The transcript is spliced from 10 exons.